AGGCUACUCUAACCGCUGAGGGUGAGUCCGUAUACAAGUGCAACGCGUGUGCGAAUUCAUCAGGCAUUGAUAUGGAUCCUACCAAUUCACCAGGAUCUCCAUCUAAUGAAGGAGCUAAUGAAGGAGCUACGAGUUGUGCUUCAUCCAACAGAGAGGUCUCUCCGCUUAUAUCUGUGAGUAAUCAGCUUGAAGCUAUUAGACACAAUGGACAAUGCACCGUGCAGUUAAUUGAGUCCCUUGUGGAUAUGGUAACAAAUCUGGCUAAAGAGGUCGCCCAUCUCAAAAAUGAUAACUUGCUGCUGAAAGAGGAAAUUAGGAAUCUGCAUAGCCACGUUGAAGCCUCACCCAGGCCCCUUAGGGAGCAGCGCAUUCUGCUGGCAGAAACAUCCCGCAAGGAAGCGGCCAGCAACCAGGGUAUGCCUUCAGCUGCCUCUCCACUCAGGCCUCGCCUGCUGUACCUGCUGGGACAACCUUGUCCUACAGGGACGUCGCUGUGGUUGGGGUUUCACCCCCUGGGCCUACAGCGCUACCUGAUCCUGAUGGAUUUAAAACCGUUAGGUACAGAAAUAGGACCACCACCAGCACUCCUGCUGCAGGUGCUGUUGUCAACAAAGUUAAGCUUCCCAGACAGCCCCUCAUCAGUAUUAGUUACUCGCAAUCCUUGCUGGUCGUCAAAAAAGCUGAAAGAUCCAAGGGACUAUUUGUCUCUCGGUUUACCCCGAGGUUACUGCGGAUGAUGUGCACAAAUCACUGAAGGAUCAAUUGAGUCUAAAACAGUUGGUCUGCACCAGACUCAAAACUAAAUUCAACUCGUACUCUUCCUUUCACAUCUCUGUAUUGGAAGACGAAUUUGCUCUAAUAAAUAGCCUUCUGGUUGCUUGAUUGCUCCAUAUUAUGGUAAGCUUACCGGGGACCAGAUAUUUACC
Messenger RNA from Cryptotermes secundus, 926 nucleotides. RefSeq lists its product as uncharacterized. The record is from RefSeq and is a predicted model, not a curated record. NCBI's taxonomy places the organism in Eukaryota, Metazoa, Arthropoda, Insecta, Blattodea, Kalotermitidae.